Messenger RNA from Lactuca saligna, 660 nucleotides. The record is from the annotation of a GenBank genome assembly. Lineage: Eukaryota; Viridiplantae; Streptophyta; Magnoliopsida; Asterales; Asteraceae.
AUGGCUCUGUGUGCCACCAGUUCGUAUUAUGAACCCCAAGAGAUUGCAGCUCGUAUACUGCCAAAUGUUGUUGUUCUCACAAUUAAUCCUCACAGUGAUGUCCGGUCAAAGGCUUUCCAAGCAGUUGAACAGUUUUUGCAGAUAGUUAAGCAGUACCAUGAAAAGACAUUUGGUGGGGAUAGCAAUGAGUGUAUGGGGUCCACAAUUUCAUCACUUCCAGGGAAUGCAAGUAUACUUGGAUGGGCAAUGAACUCUUUGACAACAAAAGGCAAACCCUCUAAACAAACCACACAAGCAAUGCCUCCAAAAUCCACGUCACCUCUUGUUUCUGUUGUCCCCACUACAUAUGAAGAGAUUGAAAAAGACGGGUGGGACGAUAUGUUGCCACUAGAAGACGAAAAGCUGCCACCUGCUCUUGCAAACAUCGAAGCAGCUCAAAAACGGCUUGUCGUACACACAAAACCACAAGGAUCAAUUCCUCGGCCGAAAUCUACGUCACAUGUGAGCAAAGAUGCAUAUGAUGAUUUAUGGGGCUCAAUAACUGCCCCUGGCCCAGCUCCUGCCCCAAAAUUGGCUUCAAGGUCUUCAAAUUUGAAUGUGAAAGCAGCAGCAGAAGGAGGAAGUGGGAGUGGGUGUGUUGUUGAUGAGGAUGAUCCAUAG